AUGAAGUUUUGCAGUGAUAUGACGGAGCACAUAUCAAGUCGACCUUUUCCAAAAUCUGAUAUUGUCAUCUUGCGAACAAGACGUCGUAAUUAUCCCAUAAAAAUAGAAAAUUUUGCCAAUUGCUCAGAUAAAAUAGCACUGUUGGUGAAACGUGGACAAGUUCCAGCGGCAAUUGACUUGUCGUGUUAUAACAUUGGAGCUGUUCGCACACUGACGGAUUUCGUUGCUGGAGUGGAUCGGCGUAAUUUACGACUAGGAGAUAACAUUUUAAAGGAUUUGCUGCAGUUAGCACGUAUUUUUCGUAUGCAGGAAUUUACCACUUUGAUCGUUGAACACAUUGUCGACAAAGUUGAAAAAGGACCUGCGUCAAAUCUUCUGCUAGCUCUGAAUCUCAUAUCCUCUGACUGGAGCAUGUUUUUGCACUUCAAUGAAGCAUCAGCACUUGUGGAAUCAGCCGUGGAGAAUAUUUGUGAAGUUACUUUGUCUACAUUUUUUUACAGUCUGCCUGCUGCAGUACUUGCGAUACUAUACAACAGAUGUGAUGUGGGUAUAUCAUCAGAAAUUGAACUGUGUCUACGUUUCAUCCGUUGGCUGAAGAAAGCAGCUCGUACGAAUGAUGACGCUGAAGUACUUUUCUCUUGCGUGCGCUCGGCAUUUCUAAGCUCAAAAGAUCGUGAAAUUAUAAAAGACAAGUAUAUUGGACUGCCCAAAAUUAUGGCAAUCUUGAUUGAGCAAACAUUGGACUCACCACGUAAUCAUCGCUGUUGUGUUAUACGUGAUCAUAUUGAGCGUCAUUAUCCACGUUGUGGAAUUCCUGAGAGCAACAGAUAUUUCAAAAUUAAUCUUAUUGACAUCAUAUAUAAGCCAUUACAAAAAUUAAAUAACAAGUAG
This is a messenger RNA of Thelazia callipaeda (thelaziosis nematode), 891 nucleotides long. Lineage: Eukaryota; Metazoa; Nematoda; Chromadorea; Rhabditida; Thelaziidae. The record is from the annotation of a GenBank genome assembly.